Dichomitus squalens LYAD-421 SS1 is the source of this 189-nucleotide messenger RNA. RefSeq lists its product as uncharacterized. The transcript has 2 exons. The record is from RefSeq and is a predicted model, not a curated record. The coding region runs from base 1 to 189 and encodes 62 amino acids. Lineage: Eukaryota; Fungi; Basidiomycota; Agaricomycetes; Polyporales; Polyporaceae.
AUGUCCAUCAUCUCUGCCAUCGCAGGGGUCAUUGAAGCCAUCGUCGGUGCGAUAGUAUCCAUCCUUCUCGCGAUCUGGGACUUCUUCGUCUGCAUCAUCUGCUGCGAAUGCUUCAGCGGCGGAUCCCGCCGCAGCACAAGAAGUCGCGGCGGCGGAUUCGGAAGGCGCAGGGGCGCGGCCACCUAUUAA